AUGGACUCAGCCCCCCAGGGCUAUGAGCUCAACAGUGACCUGCGGUUGGACUUGCCCAGUGCCCCGGACGCCCCACCAACACGCUGGGGCAGGAACAGGCCCAUCAAAGUGAACCAUUACACCAACAAGAAGAGUACCGCAGAGAGCAUGCUGGACAUCACCCUGCUGAUGGCCAACACCUUGCAGCCGAAGGCAGUCAUCCACCAGGGCCCCGGCUUUGGCUUCUUUGUGCCCCUGGUGGUGCUCAUCUCCACCUUCCUGGUGCUGCAGAUCUGCGUGGGCGUGCUGCUCAUCUUCCUGGUCAGGUACAACCUCAACAACCCAGCCAAGCACACCAUUGACUUCCUCAACAGCCUGGCCACCAGCCUCUUCUUCAUCAUCGUCCUGGUCAACAUCUUCAUCACGGCCUUCGGCGUCCAGAAGCCUGUGGUGGACCUGGUGCCCUGGCAGUGGGCUCUGAUGCCCAGCCUGUGCCGGCCACAGCCACACAAACCCCAGGAGCUGCCUCGACCUUGGGCCACCUGCCUGUGCACUGCACCCCUGAGAACGCCAGAGCCAGGACUGGACGGGAGGAUACUCGCCAGUGUGAGUCCUGCUCCAUCCGUGGCUCCUCCCCCUGAAGCAGGGGCAGCGAGGCCCAGAGAACUAGACCCCCAAGGAGGGCCAUGGCUGGCACAGACAGGCAGCAGACCUGAGGAGGGCAGGGAGGGGCCAGGGCCAGCCUUAGUCUUGGGGUAUUUCCAGAAGGACAAGGAGAUGCCCCCCUCAGCUAAGCACCUCUGGAGGGCCUGGGGCCCCUGCCCUUCCUACCCUAGACAUUGGACCAGCAGCUCCCCCCGUGGCUCUGCCAUGACCGUGGGCCAUGUGCCCACCUUCCACCAGCCCCACUUUUCUAAGCAUGAAUGA
Molecule: messenger RNA, 906 nt
Organism: Myotis lucifugus (little brown bat)
Lineage: Eukaryota; Metazoa; Chordata; Mammalia; Chiroptera; Vespertilionidae
Product: ninjurin-1-like
Biological process (GO): cell adhesion; tissue regeneration
Cellular component (GO): membrane
Source: RefSeq, a predicted model, not a curated record